GUAUAACGCAUUCUUUAUUUGUCCAAUAUUGUGAGAAAGUAUCUGACAUAGCAAAGGUUAAUAACAUCAUGGAGCGGCGUCCUGAUAGCUUUUGGUCAUGCCUGGUUUGUGCAGCAUCCGUAUUGUCUAUUCUGAUCGCAACUGGCGGUCCAUACGCCUUUGGAUUGCUUCUUCCUCCUUUAAUGGAUGAAUUCAGUGCAACCAGACAAGAAACAGCUUGGAUCGGUUCUUUGUACAUGGCGAGCGGUUGCAUCUUCAGCCCCGCAGGUUGCUUCAUCAGCGAUCGUUUUGGUCACAGGUUCACCGCCGUCAUGGGUUCGUUUCUCGGGGUAGUCGGGUUCUUUCUUGCCUCGUUUUCCUCAAAACUUUGGAUGAUGUACCUAACGUUUGGUGUUUUAUCAGGCAUUGGGCAUGUGAUGGUUUACAACUCCUGUUACUUGAUGGUUCUUCUCUAUUUUGUCAAAUGGCGCUCGGUGGCUGUCGGUAUUGUUUCGUCGGCACCGGCCAUUGGAAUGUUCGUGACCACCCUGGUCACGCAGUUUGUAUUAGACAAGUGGGGAUGGCAAUGGACAAUAAAAGUGUUCGGUUUGCUAAAUUUGAUUUGUGGCUUGUGUUCAACUGUCUUUGUACCCCUCGAUAAUGGCCUCGACGAAAUCUCUGACAGCGAAUUUACGACUCGCAAGUCGAGAAAGAAAGAAGCAGCAAGUCAACGAAGCUCGCUUCUUGGGAACUAUCCAUUUGUAAUCAUAUCAACGUCACUAUCUGUGGUUCAUUUCAGCUAUUUCGUACCAAUCAUGCACAUAGUAAAGCAUUGCAAACAAGAGCUUCGUAUACCUGGAAACAAAGCCUCCAUGCUGUAUACCUACAUGGGAAUAACGUCCUUCAUAAGCCGCCAUCUAUUUUGCAAGUUGGGAGACUUAAAGUAUCUGAACAGAUUCCAUCUGUAUCAAGGGGGUAUGACUAUAAGUGGGCUGUGUGUACUUUGCUUACCAUUGGCAAGAUCGUUUGGAUCGAUUGCAGCGAUUUUUACAGUUUUUGGACUGAUGGAUGGAGCAAUGAAUGGCCAAUAUGCCUUGCUGCUUUUGGAAUGCACAGGACGACGCCAAGUCAACCGAGCUUGGGGAUAUAUGAUGCUCUUUUCCGGUUUAAGCGUUGGCCUCGGUUCUCCCUUAGCUGGUCUGAUGGCAGACGAGCUCGGCUCGUACAUCACCCCAUUUUACACGGCAGGGGCAAUACAAAUCGCAGGGGCGUCGGUCACUUCAUUGAUGACUUGCGUUAAACGAGGAUUACCAGAAGAGGCCGAAACACAAGCAUCCAUUGACGAAGAACUUUUGCACAUUGAAAACACAAUCAUGGUGAACUCACCUGCUCAAGAUUCCAGCCAAGAAAGUCAGAUGGUAGUAGAAAAAAAACCUACAUGCCGUCCGGACAGUUGUUGGUCGUGGGUAGUGUGCGUGGCCUCAGUCAUUUUAGUCAUAAUUGUAUCGGGGAUCGGCUAUAGCUUUGGCUUGCUCCUUCCUCCUCUAAUGGAAAGCUUUGGAGCAUCCAGGCAAUCUACAGCCUGGAUCGGAUCGUUAAACCUCGCUUUUGGUUAUGUCUUAAGUCCUCUGGGUUCUCUGAUCAGCGAUCGCUUUAGCCACAGGGUCACUGCCAUGGUGGGAGCCCUCACAGGGGUCAUUGGAUUUUCUCUGGCGUCUUUGUCUCCUAAACUGUGGAUGAUGUACCCGACGUAUGGACUCAUGUCAGGCUUUGGCCAUAGGAUGAUUUACAACUCUUGUAUGGUAGCCAUCGUGGACUACUUCGUUAGACGGCUCUCUUUGGCCGUUGGUAUAAUGACGUCCGCGACAGCCAUAGGCAUGCUUGUUAUGACUCAAGUCACCCAAGUCUUGCUGGAUACAAUUGGAUGGCAAGGCACGCUACAAGGGUUUGCAGGUUUCUAUUUGCUAUGCGGUUUGUGUUCGCUUGUUUUUGUACCAGUGGACCGCUCAGAGAAUAACAAGGGUGGCAUGGCUGCGGAUGAAAAAGCAGAGGAGAAAGAAAAUUCAUCUCUCUUUGGAAAUCGUCCUUUUCUCGUCCUGUUGUCUUCAUUCAUGGUUGUUAAUAUAAGCUUCUUUGUUCCAGCCGUACACAUCAUUAAGCACUGCGAACAAGAACUGAACAUUUCUGGAGACAGAGCUUCUAUGUUAUUCAUAUAUUUGGCGACAACGUCCUUCUUCAGUCGUCAUUUGUUUUGCAAACUUGGAGAGUUUCGUCACUUCAACAGGUUCCUUAUGUACCAGGGAGGUAUGACAAUCAGUGGAUUGUGCGUCAUAUGUCUUCCAUUAGCAACGUCAUAUGGAUCUUUGGUAGCGAUUUUUAUAGUCCUCGGCCUCAUGGAAGGAUCUUCAAUGGGUCAAUUCUCUCUCCUACUUUUAAAAUGCGUCAAACAACGCCAAUUCAAUCAAGCUUGGGGCUACUUGAACUUCUUCAUGGGCAUUACUAUAUCCAUUGGACCACCAUUGGCUGGUCUAAUGGCAGACAAGCUUGGCUCCUACACUAUCCCAUUUUACACUUCGGGUGCGGUGCUGAUAACAGGCGCGUCAAUCAUCUCACUGAUGCCGUUUGUAAAGCAACAUGCUGACUUUGAAGAAGAAAAAGAGGUGCAAUUUUACAAGGAAGAACUUUUAGUAACUGAAAGAAUAACCACACUUUAGGUUAAAUGGCGGAGAAAACAGGCAAAGGAAAGAAUAAACCUUUGAUGAGGAUUAUCAUGAUGAUGGUAUUGAAAGAAACUUUUCCUUGUGAAACAUGAUUACAUUGCCACCCUUUGUUGGCAAAGACAAACAAUAGAGAGAAUGUACCUGAAAUAAUGGUAAAAGUAAAGAAAAAUUGCCGUAAUUUCUUAUCGUUUUAAGAAAAAGAAUAGAAACUUUUCGUUUUAGGGUUAACUUUUAAACGACGGGUCAUAAUCCACGACGACGUAUGUGUAAAAAAUAUGCAAACCACAUGUAUUCAAGUGUUCACGCUGUUUUCAUGGAUUUGUAUUUAACAGCUUUAAUUCGCUUCAUUAGAUGCAGUUUGUAGAACAUUGUUCAUUUCGCUGGAGCAGGCAUCGGGUUGCAAAGUAAACUUGAUAUUAAAUUCGUUCCCACCUUAAGA
Molecule: messenger RNA, 3138 nt
Organism: Pocillopora damicornis (cauliflower coral)
Lineage: Eukaryota; Metazoa; Cnidaria; Anthozoa; Scleractinia; Pocilloporidae
Product: monocarboxylate transporter 10
Biological process (GO): transmembrane transport
Molecular function (GO): transmembrane transporter activity
Source: RefSeq, a predicted model, not a curated record